This is a messenger RNA of Triticum aestivum (bread wheat), 1140 nucleotides long. Its product is annotated as protein STAR1. Gene Ontology annotation, cellular component: membrane. Gene Ontology annotation, biological process: phosphate ion transmembrane transport. NCBI's taxonomy places the organism in Eukaryota, Viridiplantae, Streptophyta, Magnoliopsida, Poales, Poaceae. The transcript is spliced from 2 exons. The coding region runs from base 192 to 992 and encodes 266 amino acids. The record is from RefSeq and is a predicted model, not a curated record. Gene Ontology annotation, molecular function: ATP binding; phosphate transmembrane transporter activity; ATP hydrolysis activity.
UUCCUUGGAAGGCUCCUCCCUCCAGUGAGGUGCCAAUGGGCUCGUCUCCAGCUCCAGGUAAUUCCAUCCACCAAACCAAACUCGAGAUGCAUUGUAUGAUCAUUGGUUGAGGUUCCUUCCUACUCCAUCCGUUCGGAAUUACUUGUCGCGAAAAUGGACGUCCAAUCCUGAGACCUUUUUGUUCUCGAUCGAUGUUGUGCCAAACGGACCACGUACGUGCAGAUGAUGCCAUGAGGCAGCAUCUGCUGGACGUGGACGUGGACGGCGGCGACGGGCCCAAGAUACGGGUGCGCGGGCUGACGCUGCGGCCGCCGGGGCCGGACGGCGAGCCGACCGUGCCCGGGUCCGACCUGGACGUGCCGCGCGGGGUGGUGAUGGGCGUCAUCGGCCCCAGCGGCAGCGGCAAGUCCACGCUGCUCCGCGCCCUCAACCGCCUCUGGGAGCCCGCCCCCGGCGCCGUCACCCUCGACGGCGCCGACAUCCGCGGCCUCGACGUCCUCGCGCUCCGCCGCAGGGUCGGCAUGCUCUUCCAGCUCCCCGCCAUGUUCCAUGGAACGGUGGCGGACAACGUGCGGUACGGCCCGCGGCUGCGCGGCGAGACGCUGACCGACGCGCAGGUGGAGGAGCUGCUGGGCCUGUCGGACCUGGACCCCGCCCUGGCCUCCCGGCCGGCGUCGGAGCUGUCCGUCGGCCAGGCGCAGCGCGUCGCCCUGGCCCGCACCCUCGCCAACGACCCGGAGGUGCUGCUGCUGGACGAGCCGACGAGCGCGCUGGACCCCAUCUCCACGCAGAACAUCGAGGAGGCCAUCGUGCGGCUGAAGAAGGCGCGGGGGAUCACCACGGUGAUCGUCUCGCACAGCGUGAGGCAGAUCCAGCGGAUCGCCGACCUCGUGUGCCUCGUCGUCGACGGCGUCGUCGUGGAGGUGCUCCCGCCGUCCGACCUGUCCCAAGCCAAGCACCUCAUGGCCCGACGCUUCCUGGAGCUCAGCUAGUUGAAUGUUUGUUUGACUUUGGUCGCCGACUACACUGUUGAGUCUGUCUGACCUUGCUUAAUUCGGACAUGUCGCUUCAAUCUUGCUACCACGACGAACGCUGUGUGCGAUCUGCAUAAAUGUACUUCUCUUUUUGAGAUAGCAUAAA